CUUGAACCCAGGCUGGAAGCGGCAGGAGUUUCUCCACAUCAGAUCUCUCCAAGAAGUCAUUGCUCUGGUUUUGAGGAGAGAGAGGUGUGCUUUGUGAGGUGUCCCCAGCCUAGUGACAGUGGAUGUGACACUCGUGGAGAUCACAAUCUUGAACUCAAGUUGAAGUCUUAGGGUAACUGGCAAUCAGUGACUUUAGAGCUUGGGACACUGGGAGACGUCCAGCAAGAUACCGUUGCGUCUCAGCAAAGACUGAUACAAGUGGCGCACAAAUCGUCAUUGGUGCAGACCCAUCUCAUCAUGGCGAGAUUCUCCAACCGCAUCAUGCUCUCCAUAUGCUUCUACAUGAUCGUAUCUGCGAUCCGACUUGCUCGUUGUUCAAACAUCGAGACCGAAGAGCGACCAAGUGACCGCUUUUCCAGCAGCUCGCCUUCAUUGCGACUGGAGGAGCGCUCCGCGCACGGAACGGCUAGAGUGCCAGGCAACAACAACCACAAUUCAUCGCCGUCGUCUGUCAAAUCCUCGCCUCACUGCUUACCAACAAUGCCAACUGUUCGUCAAUGCUGCACGCCGUCGGUGCGGCGAAGCUGCCGUCUGAUGGACGAAUGCAGGAGCAGUAUGUGCGGCUCAGGACAAAUCCCGAUAGCAUGCUUGGGUCUCAUUGGCCAGCGAGGGCCACACCAAUGCUAUGCCAGUCACAGACCGUUCUUCGUCAUCGUCAGGCAGGGCGGCUACGGAAUCUCGGUUGGCCGCGGAUUUACACCCCAACUGGACCCAGCAGACGUGCGAGCUGUGUCCACGCUGGCGAUGACUGACUUGACAGACGUGGAGAUCAACCUCGCCGAGCUGGAGGCGGUGGGUAGCUCUCCAACCAUGUUCAAAGCGACAGUCCACGCACAGGGUGCUAAAUCUGUCUGCGCCCAGCAACGAGCAAAGUUGAAAGUCCGAGCCAUUUGCAUCAAUAACGGAGACUGGAGUAAAACGGACCGGGCUCUGCGCUACGACUCUACCGAGACGUCGCAGACACUGAACGUUGAACUGCACGGGUGCACAAAACUACUGCUCAAAACCACGCUGGUGGUGAACUCUCGCAUGACCUUUGCACUACGCCGUGCUUGCUAUGCGCUGUGGACGGAUGCCGUCAUCAUCGCUCCUCGACAAGAAAAUCCCUGCGACUUGGUUUGCAACCAAACGGAAACCGUUGCGCUUACCUGCCUGAAUGUGACAAGGAAAGUCUUACCUCCGCUGCCGUCCACCCACUCAACGUUUCCGUCUGAUGCAGCCGACGACAGCGGUAGACCAAGUAUCAGCGAAAUCAAACCCUACUCCAGCUUUUCUGACAGCCAACAACCGGUCCGUUUGCGACCAGAGGGUAAAAUGGCUGGCGAUAUUUCCCUACCACUGGAUGAGAAUCAGCCUCGGGCAGCAUAUGCAGUGGAUAUACACGCAGCGAGGCGCUUGGGCAAGAAGUUCGAUUUUCUUUCGAGCCAGCUCAUGGUGAGAUUGAAGCAGCGCGGCUACCCGGAGAGCUGUGAGCCAACCGCGCUGGAGGCAGUGGUCGAUUUCGAAGUCCUCGUGAACAAGAGAUCGAUCUGGCAAAGACGUAUGGCCGUCAAGAGUAGCACACUGGACCGGAACGUGAGUGUGAGCGACAUUGGCAGCUUUGCGCUGGACGUCUGGCAAGUGCGCACCCCGCGCGCAGUGACGCUCAAGGCAGAGCUGAAGUCGCUGCGCCACGCCGGCAACUGUUCGUUGGGAAUCCUCGCUGUGUUCAAAUCACCACAGCUGAAGCGUCAGGUGAAACCACCGCAGUUCUUCGCCUCCUGCAAACAGAACUGCCUUGACAAACAGCAGGCCGGCGACGGUACCAUCUAUCUAAGUUGUUUCCUGGGCAUGAGAAACAAACAACGCCCAAGCAACUUCUCCUGCACGGGAACAAUCACGGGGAGAAACAAUAGCUUCAUGAAGGUGAGCACGAACGGUGGCAAGGGUCGGAUCGGAGUGGACAGAGCUGGCCCCUGGACGAGCAAGCAUCAGCUUGUGACGUUGAUCACACCUCACACCCGGUCCAACAUCACUGAGUUCCAGCACGCCAUCGGCGCUCACCCGAACAGCCGCGUCGUGGCCAGCCUGACGGCGUUCCGGGAGACCGGCCAGGCGUUCAAUACGUUCAGUGCCGUGAUCGGCCUGGACGUGCGAUCCGGCUGCUCCACCAGACACCUGAGCAGCGUGCGCUUCGAGGUCUGGUUGGACAGGAAACUGCACUACUUUGCGGAGGUCAGCCACGCCUGGGCGACCAAAGAGAUCAAUAUAGACGUGACCAAUGCACUAGAGUUGAUGCUAGUAACGGCCGAGGGUCGGCUGCAUAGGAGAUACUCGAACUGCCGACCCGCCGUCUGGGCUAAUGCAAGACUCGCAAAACUAUCGCUGGCUGAAAGCUAGCUGAUUGGAGUGCAUAUGUGCAUGCUUGUAGACGAUGUUCAGUUGAUGUUGCGUUCUAACUUAUUCCUUUAGUGCUAACAAUGCACCCAUCUGGCGGCAGCCUCAUGAGCUAUAAAGACUCAGAACAAGUACCCCAAGCUUUCAAGGCAAAUAGCCCUGGCCUCCUUCUCCUCCUCCUCCUGUCAUAACAUGCCCCGCAUGGAGACGGAGACUGCCCGCGACAAUCAACCCACCUUUUUGCUCAGUAUUCUAAUGUGUGCGAUAUGACACAAUCACAACAGCUAUUUCCACGUUGAAAUUUACACUAAAAAUAAACAUACGCAUACCAUCCGGGUAAACAAAUCCAGUCGCAUCGAGCAAAUCGUUGAGUAUCUAUACCGGCAUUGCAGGUGUAUUGCCCUUUAUAGACUGGUCAUGUCCUGAACAAAAUUCUACAAAAUUCUACCCCCCCCCCCCCCUCAUCCAUGAGCCUUGACAACUUUAUCACCAUCUCCAUGGUAUUCAAACUGUUUCAAAGACAUAUUUACCUAAAGGGUGUUGUUUUCCUCAUGAUGAACUCUAUUGCCUUUUCAUGUCAAUUGCGACCACGAUGUGUAAUGCAACACUAUGCUAGACGUUAUGUCAUAACGAAAGAAUGCUCUUUCUCGCCU
Molecule: messenger RNA, 3089 nt
Organism: Sycon ciliatum
Lineage: Eukaryota; Metazoa; Porifera; Calcarea; Leucosolenida; Sycettidae
Exons: 2
Coding region: 298-2439 (713 amino acids)
Source: RefSeq, a predicted model, not a curated record